AAUUGAUGAUAAAUUUUUCCUAAGUUUGGCAUCACUGAAUGAACAUCGGCUGAGGUCGUCACUUGUAUUUUAAAGGCGUUGUUCAUCAUCAUUUUCAAGUGUGAAAAGAAAAUUUGAUCGGGAAAAAAUUGGGAGAUAUUUAAUUUUUGCACAAAACAGAAAGUCUUCGUCGCAAGACCAUAAAUUGGUGUCAUCAAAUAAAUAUUUAUUGUCUACAAAGUCGAUAUUGGCGAGUGUGUGGCAGUAAAAUCAUCAAAUUCUAUCAAUGACGACGAUUCGGAAAAAAUUGGUUAUUGUAGGCGAUGGAGCUUGUGGUAAAACAUGCCUUCUGAUUGUCUUCAGUAAAGAUCAGUUCCCAGAGGUAUACGUUCCAACUGUUUUUGAAAAUUACGUUGCGGACAUCGAAGUCGAUGGCAAACAAGUUGAGCUAGCAUUAUGGGAUACGGCCGGCCAAGAAGAUUAUGACAGACUACGACCACUGAGUUACCCGGAUACGGAUGUUAUUCUUAUGUGUUUUUCAGUGGAUUCGCCCGAUUCAUUAGAGAAUAUUCCUGAAAAAUGGACUCCUGAGGUGAAACAUUUUUGUCCAAAUGUUCCGAUAAUUUUGGUAGGCAAUAAAAAGGAUUUACGAAAUGAUCCCAACACUAUUCGAGAUCUUGCCAAAAUGAAACAGGAGCCAGUUAAGCCUCAAGAGGGUCGCGCAAUGGCUGAGAAAAUUAAUGCCUUCGCCUAUUUAGAAUGUUCAGCCAAGUCUAAAGAAGGUGUACGAGAUGUGUUUGAAACGGCUACUAGAGCUGCACUACAAGUCAAGAAGAGGAAGAAGACCAAAUGCCUUUUGCUCUAAAAGAGCAAGUCUACAAUUUACAUACGCUACAUGCAAAACAAAAACAAAAAACACACUCCCAAUAUUUUGUUUCCUCUUUUUAUAACGGGCAUCAUUUCAAACGUGUAUUUGAUUG
This is a messenger RNA of Rhagoletis pomonella (apple maggot), 959 nucleotides long. RefSeq names its product ras-like GTP-binding protein Rho1. Gene Ontology annotation, biological process: cell migration; small GTPase-mediated signal transduction. Lineage: Eukaryota; Metazoa; Arthropoda; Insecta; Diptera; Tephritidae. The record is from RefSeq and is a predicted model, not a curated record. Gene Ontology annotation, molecular function: GTPase activity; GTP binding.